Messenger RNA from Neofelis nebulosa (Clouded leopard), 3206 nucleotides. It is a transcript of the gene DVL1, whose product is annotated as dishevelled segment polarity protein 1. The record is from RefSeq and is a predicted model, not a curated record. The transcript is spliced from 15 exons. Gene Ontology annotation, cellular component: cytosol. Gene Ontology annotation, biological process: intracellular signal transduction; canonical Wnt signaling pathway. Gene Ontology annotation, molecular function: frizzled binding. NCBI's taxonomy places the organism in Eukaryota, Metazoa, Chordata, Mammalia, Carnivora, Felidae. Bases 121 to 2247 code for a protein of 708 amino acids.
AGCGGCCGGGCCCGGAGCGGGCGGGCGGGCAGGCGGGGCGCAGGCCGGCAGCGGCGAGGCGGCGGCGUCCGAGCCCCGGGCCGGGCCGGGAGCGCCGCGCGGGCCCCGCGCCGCCGCGCCAUGGCGGAGACCAAGAUCAUCUAUCACAUGGAUGAGGAGGAGACGCCGUACCUGGUCAAGCUGCCCGUGGCGCCCGAGCGCGUCACUCUGGCCGACUUCAAGAAUGUGCUCAGCAACCGGCCCGUGCACGCUUACAAAUUCUUCUUCAAGUCCAUGGACCAGGACUUCGGGGUGGUAAAGGAGGAGAUCUCUGAUGAUAACGCCAAGCUGCCCUGCUUCAACGGCCGCGUGGUCUCCUGGCUGGUCCUGGCUGAGGGCGCGCACUCGGACGCAGGGUCUCAGAGCACUGAUGGCCAUACAGACCUGCCCCCGCCUCUUGAGAGGACGGGCGGCAUUGGGGAUUCCCGGCCCCCUUCUUUCCACCCCAAUGUAGCCAGCAGCCGUGAUUGCAUGGACAACGACACUGGCACGGAGUCCAUGGUCAGCCACCGGCGGGAGAGAGCCCGACGCCGGAACCGUGAAGAGGCUCCCCUGCUGGCUUUCCCCGCAGCUGCCCGGACCAAUGGGCACCCGAGGGGGGACCGGCGGCGAGAGCUGGGGCUGCCCGCCGACAGCGCGUCCACCGUGCUGAGCAGUGAGCUUGAGUCCAGUAGUUUCAUCGACUCAGACGAGGAUGACAACACAAGCCGACUGAGCAGCUCCACGGAGCAGAGCACCUCCUCCCGGCUCAUCCGGAAGCACAAGCGCCGGCGGCGGAAGCAGCGCCUGCGGCAGACGGACCGUGCCUCUUCCUUUAGCAGCAUCACGGACUCUACUAUGUCCCUGAACAUCAUCACCGUCACGCUCAACAUGGAGAGGCACCACUUCCUGGGCAUCAGUAUCGUGGGGCAGAGCAACGACCGGGGAGACGGCGGCAUCUAUAUCGGCUCCAUCAUGAAGGGCGGGGCCGUGGCUGCCGACGGCCGCAUUGAGCCCGGGGACAUGCUGUUGCAGGUGAAUGACAUCAAUUUCGAGAGCAUGAGCAACGAUGACGCUGUGCGGGUGCUGCGGGAGAUCGUGUCCCAGACGGGGCCCAUCAGCCUCACGGUGGCCAAGUGCUGGGACCCAACCCCCCGGAGCUACUUCACCAUCCCGAGGGCUGACCCGGUUCGGCCCAUCGACCCUGCCGCCUGGCUGUCCCACACGGCGGCGCUGACCGGAGCCCUGCCCCGCUACGGUACGAGCCCCUGCUCCAGCGCCGUCACGCGCACCAGCUCCUCCUCACUAACCAGCUCUGUGCCCGGCGCUCCGCAGCUGGAGGAGGCGCCGCUGACGGUGAAGAGUGACAUGGGUGCCGUGGUGCGUGUCAUGAAGCUGCCGGACUCGGGCCUGGAGAUCCGAGACCGCAUGUGGCUCAAGAUCACCAUCGCCAAUGCCGUCAUCGGGGCGGACGUGGUGGACUGGCUGUACACGCACGUGGAGGGCUUCAAGGAACGGCGCGAGGCCCGCAAGUACGCCAGCAGCAUGCUGAAGCGUGGCUUCCUGCGGCACACGGUGAACAAGAUCACCUUCUCUGAGCAGUGCUACUACGUCUUCGGGGACCUGUGCAGCAAUCUCGCAGCCCUGAACCUCAACAGUGGUUCCAGUGGGGCCUCGGAUCAGGACACGCUGGCCCCGCUGCCCCAUCCGGCCGCCCCCUGGCCCCUGGGUCAGGGCUACCCCUACCAGUACCCGGGCCCCCCGCCCUGCUUCCCACCCGCAUACCAGGACCCUGGCUUCAGCUACGGCAGCGGCAGUGCUGGGAGUCAGCAGAGUGAAGGAAGCAAAAGCAGUGGGUCCACCCGGAGCGCCGGCGGCAGCAGCCGGCGGGCACUGGGCCGCGAGAAGGAGCGCCGGGCGGCUGGAGCCGGAGGCAGUGGCAGCGAGUCAGACCAUGCAGCACCGAGUGGGGUCGCUGGCAGCGGCUGGAGGGAGCGUCCGGCUAGUCAGCUCAGCCGGGGCAGCAGCCCACACAGUCAGGCCUCGGCUGCCGCCCCGGGGCUCCCCCCACUGUACCCCCUGACAAAGGCAUACUCGGCGGUGGGGGGGCCGCCUGGGGGGCCGCCCGUCCGGGAGCUGGCUGCUGUUCCUCCAGAGCUGACGGGCAGCCGCCAGUCCUUCCAGAAGGCCAUGGGAAACCCCUGUGAAUUUUUUGUUGACAUCAUGUGACCGAGGAGAGAGUGCCUUCAGCUGGGCCCCACGGUAGGGGAGCUGGUGGUCCUGGCCGUUCCUGCACGGGCACUGCCCCUGGAGCUUGUGUGGGCUUGCCUUAUUGGUGGCUGUCCUGCCUCAAGCCAGCCUGUGCUCUGGGGCACACAAGGGGCCAUGUCUUGGGGCCCAGGCCUGGACAGAGAGUGGGAGCAGGCUGGGGGGAUGGGCGGAGGGCAGCCCAGACCACCACGAUCUGGACUCGGUGGCCUGCACGUUGCUGUUCAGAGCGCCUUGUGUCCACGCAGACCCUGGUGAGGGUCCUCCACCUCCCGGUGCCCUUGGAGUGCCUCUGGGACUCCCACUUGCCCACAGAGCCAUGCACAGGGCUUCAGACUAAGCUGAGAAGUAGCUGCUGGCCCUGGGCCCCCUGUUUGCCCGGGACACAGGCCCCACCACUCUCUCCUGGGCUGGGUCGGACCCCUCAAAGGUGGAAUCAGAGCCCCCAGGCUCUUCUGUGGAUGCCCAGGAUAGGGAUCUAAUUUAUUUAUUUAUUGUCUGGCCUGUGUGCCCUGGGGAAGGUGGUGGCCAGGUCAGCUGCCCCCCUGCCCCCGGGACUCAGACUGAAUGCAGGGACACAGGUUGUGUCUGAAAGUGGGAGGGUUGGUGAGGGAGAGACAGGAGAGGCAUGUGUUUGAGCUAGCAGUGGUGGGGAUGUGACCCUGAGGGGCAGAGGGCACAGAUGCACGCAGCUGCUGCAGGGGCAGGGUCUGGGGGAGAGGGGGUAGGCAGCCCACCCUUCCUUGCUGUCCUCAGGUGACUGCCCACCCACUCACGCCGCUUCCUUCCUGGCGUUUCUGGCCUGCACACAUCUGCGCUGUAGAUACCGUAUCAAGUCAGAGUGUCCGUCCAGAUAGUUAAUAGAGCUGCUUCUGUGUAAAUGCUAUUUUAAAGACUAAAAAGCAUUUAAUUUUAUGGGA